AUGUUAAUGAAAUUUACAUCAUCUUAUAUUUUAUCUAUCUAUCUAUCUAUCUAUCUAUCUAUCUAUCUAAAUCGAGUAAUUUCUGUCUAUCUAUGUAUGUAUCUAUCUAAAUCGAUAAUUUCUAUCUAUCUAUCUAUCUAUCUAUCUAUCUAUCUAUCUAUCUAUCUAAAUCGAGUAAUUUAUAUCUAUCUAUCUACAUCGAGUAAUUUCUAUCUAUCUAUCUCGAGUAAUUUCUGUCUAUCUAUUUAUCUCUCUAUCUAUCUAAAUCGAGUAAUUUCCAUCUAUCUAUCUAUCUAUCUAUCUAUCUAUCUAUCUAUCUAUCUAUCUAAAUCGAGUAAUUUCUAUCUAUCUAUCUAUCUAUCUAUCUAUCUAUCUAUCUAUCUAUCUAUCUAUCUAAAUCUAUUCACCCACCAUCUCUUUCUAGCAAUCUACAUUUACGAAAAUCUCCAUUGA
This is a messenger RNA of Acanthosepion pharaonis, 453 nucleotides long. The record is from the annotation of a GenBank genome assembly. Lineage: Eukaryota; Metazoa; Mollusca; Cephalopoda; Sepiida; Sepiidae.